Molecule: messenger RNA, 399 nt
Organism: Octopus sinensis (East Asian common octopus)
Lineage: Eukaryota; Metazoa; Mollusca; Cephalopoda; Octopoda; Octopodidae
Exons: 1
Coding region: 1-399 (132 amino acids)
Source: RefSeq, a predicted model, not a curated record
AUGGUGAAAAAAUUGGAAUUAGAGCCAUCUUACGUUACCUGUGGAAAAAGAAAAAGAGUGAAUGCAAUGGCAAUGGCAAAAGAAAUUCAUGAUGUGGAAGGAACUGUCAACGGAAUUAGGGCACAAAACUGGUUUAGACGUUUGAAGGAAGGUGACAGCAUUCGUGAAGACAAAUCGAAGUCAUGGAGACCUUCUGUUGUGGGAGGUGAGGCCUUGCUUGGGAUGGUCGAGCAACAACCAAACACAAGCAUCUGUACAUUGUCAGCAAAAUUUGAUCUUUUACAAAUUACCAUCAAUCGACACCUCCAUAAGCUCAGCCUUGUGAAUCGAUGUUGUCAACAAGAUCCUCAUGAACUGACCAAUGACCAGGCUCAACAACGAGCAAACAUUUGCAACUAA